UUGACAGCAGGUUCCACACAGAAGAGCCGAAGGGGUGACUCGCAUUGUGUUGUUUCUUCGCAAGAUUUCGCUGCCCCAUAUCACCGUGUCCGAGAUAAAUCCUACAAAGCGAACACGAAUCUUCCACCCCCACUCCCUGCCAGCAGCGUACCCGCGGAGCCAUGGCUUCGGACCUGGACCAGUGGAUUGAAAUUGUGAAGCAGUGCAAGUACCUGCCGGAAAAUGAUCUCAAGAAGCUGUGCGACAUCGUCUGCGAGCUGCUGAUCGAGGAAUCGAACGUGCAGCCCGUCAGCACACCCGUCACCGUUUGCGGCGAUAUCCAUGGACAGUUUUACGAUUUGGAGGAGUUGUUCCGCACCGGUGGCCAAGUGCCGGACACGAACUACAUCUUUAUGGGAGACUUUGUGGAUCGGGGAUACUACAGUCUGGAAACGUUCACGCGCUUGCUUACGCUAAAGGCACGGUACCCGAACAAAAUCACGCUGCUGCGAGGAAACCACGAGUCGCGCCAAAUCACCAAAGUGUACGGAUUUUACGAUGAAUGUUACACGAAGUACGGUAACGCUAGUCCGUGGAAGUAUUGCUGUAGGGUGUUUGACCUUCUAACAAUUGCCGCGAUUAUUGAAGAACAAGUUCUUUGCGUUCACGGUGGCCUUAGUCCGGAAAUCAAAACGCUCGAUCAAAUUCGAACCAUUAACCGUGACCAGGAGAUACCGCACAAGGGCGCAUUUUGUGAUCUGGUUUGGUCGGAUCCGGACGACAUCGACACGUGGGCGGAGAGUCCGCGCGGAGCCGGCUGGCUGUUCGGGUCGGCGGUGACGCGCGACUUUAUGGAGAUCAACAUGCUGAAGAUGAUCUGCCGGGCGCAUCAGCUAGUACACGAGGGUAUUAACUACCAGUUCGACCGAAAGCUGGUGACGGUCUGGUCGGCACCGAACUACUGCUACCGCUGUGGCAACGUCGCCUCGAUACUAGAGUUUAAAGAGAAUGACAUUGAUGAUCCAAAGGUGAAAAUAUUCAAAGCCGUCCCGAACGAAGAACGCGUCAUACCAAGCCAGCGCAUUACGCCUUAUUUCCUGUGAACCGAGCUAUGCUACUGACGGGAUGCAGGCCGGAACCUUCGGCGCUACGUUGUUUUCAUGCCGAGCCGCAGAUCGACGCAUUACUGCUCUACAGUUAUUGAACGUAUUUUUGCACAAUAAAAACUAUCAAACUUCCUAGAAGCAAAGUGAAAAACACUGCCCCAGA
This is a messenger RNA of Anopheles coluzzii, 1248 nucleotides long. It is a transcript of the gene PpV, whose product is annotated as serine/threonine-protein phosphatase 6 catalytic subunit. Bases 162 to 1082 code for a protein of 306 amino acids. NCBI's taxonomy places the organism in Eukaryota, Metazoa, Arthropoda, Insecta, Diptera, Culicidae. Gene Ontology annotation, molecular function: protein serine/threonine phosphatase activity. The record is from RefSeq and is a predicted model, not a curated record. Gene Ontology annotation, cellular component: cytoplasm. Gene Ontology annotation, biological process: G1/S transition of mitotic cell cycle; peptidyl-serine dephosphorylation. The transcript is spliced from 4 exons.